This is a messenger RNA of Marmota flaviventris (yellow-bellied marmot), 2065 nucleotides long. Lineage: Eukaryota; Metazoa; Chordata; Mammalia; Rodentia; Sciuridae. The record is from RefSeq and is a predicted model, not a curated record.
CAAGCGAGGCACCCGCGCGCAAUGGCCGACCGGCAGGCAGGCCCAGGGGCCGGGGACUGGGAGAUUGACGUGGAGAGCCUGGAGAUGGAGGAGGACUGCUGCCGGGCACCGCCAACAACGCCGCCCGGGCCCAGCCCGUCACCCGCGGACGGGGAUGGCGAGGACGACGAGGAAGAUGAUGAGGAGGACGACGACGCGGAAGAAGAGGGCGACGGCGAGGAGGCAGGAACGUCCCCGGGGGUGCCGGGCCAGUCGGAACUGCACCGGGGACUGCUGCCCCGGCCGCCCCCGGCGCCUCAGGCCCUUCCAGUCCCUGCCAGGGCAGUAGAACGCGGCGCGAACGCGGGCGGCAGUGUGGAACCGCGUAAGCUGAGCCGCACGCCCAAGUGCGCGCGCUGCCGAAAUCACGGCGUGGUGUCCUGUCUCAAGGGCCACAAGCGAUUCUGCCGCUGGCGAGAUUGCCAGUGCGCCAACUGCCUGCUGGUGGUGGAGCGCCAGCGCGUCAUGGCCGCCCAGGUGGCGCUCCGGAGGCAGCAGGCCACUGAGGACAAGAAGGGGCUUUCCGGGAAACAGAAUAAUUUUGAACGCAAAGCAGUGUACCAGAGGCAAGUUAGGGCACCUAGUUUGCUGGCCAAAAGCAUUUUAGAAGUUCUCCUUGGAUUAUUCUACAACUGUAUCAAUGUGUACAUAUGAGUCAUCUUUAGAAAAUAAAAGUGACAUCAGCUCUAGGCUAUCGUCCCAUAACAGCGGAGACCUACCUAGGAGGCACCCUACCUCUACCUCCCCCAGUUAGUGACAGGAUGAGGAAAAGAAGGGCCUUUGCUGACAAAGAGUUGGAGAACAUUAUGCUGGAGAGAGAAUAUAAAGAGAGGGAGAUGCUGGAAACUUCCCAAGCUGCUGCCUUGUUCCUGCCCAACCGCAUGGUGCCUGGACCUGAAUACAACUCCUACAAAAGUGCCUACAGCCCCACCCCAGGGGAACCGCCCAGCAAGGACUUCUGCAAUUUUUUGCCCACCUGCCUUGAUCUCACCAUGCAGUAUUCAGGGUCUGGGAAUAUGGAACUAAUUUCUUCUAAUGUUAGUGUGGCCACGACAUAUAGACAGUACCCCCUGUCCUCCCGAUUUUUAGUUUGGCCCAAGUGUGGCCCCAUUAGUGACACUCUCCUCUACCAGCAAUGCCUGCUAAAUGCUACCACCUCAGUUCAAGCCCUGAAACCUGGGGCCAGCUGGGACCUGAAGGGAGCACGGGUUCAGGAUGGACUCAGUGCAGAACACGACAUGAUGCCACCCAAACUGGAGGGUUCCCUUGUGCUGCCACACACGCCCGAGGUCCAGACCUCUAGAAGUGACCUUCAGGGUCACCAGGUUGUCCCAGAGAGGUCUGCCUUCUCCCCACCCCAACGGAAUUUCUCUCCCAUUGUUGAUGUGGACUCCCUGGCAGCUCAAGGGCACGUCUUAACCAAGAUCAGCAAAGAAAACAGCAGGCACCCUCUGCCACUUAAACAUAAUCCAUUCCAUUCAUUAUUCCAGCAAACGCUUAAUGACAAAUCAGGUCCUGAGUUGAAAACACCAUUUGUCAAAGAGGCCUUUGAAGAGACCCCAAAGAAACACAGAGAAUGUUUGGUCAAGGAGAGCCAGAAGUACACAUUUACAAUAGAUAGGUGUGCAAAGGACCUUUUUGUAGCUAAACAGGUUGGAACAAAACUCUCAGUGAAUGAACCGCUGUCAUUUUCUGUUGAGUCUAUUCUUAAGAGGCCUUCGUCUGCCAUCACUCAUGUGUCUCAGUGAAAGGCUGCUUAAGUGGAAAGCUGGAUUUUCUGCAAUCUCAGUCCUUGCCAUGUGCUUUUUUUUUUUUAAAGUUAAAAUGUUUGUGUAAAGAAAUUUCUAAUGUAAGUGAUGAUGAUUUCUAAAAAUUCUAUAUAUACAUAUGCAUGUACCUUUUCUUACCACAUAAAUAUAUUUAAACUUAAAGAUGGACAUUGCUUAAUGUGCAAAUUGUAAAGUUCUGUGCUUUACACAGCAUUUCAUAAAGCAAUAAAAUUGACACUAUCUUUUAAAAGACCCAA